Molecule: messenger RNA, 1158 nt
Organism: Amphimedon queenslandica
Lineage: Eukaryota; Metazoa; Porifera; Demospongiae; Haplosclerida; Niphatidae
Product: putative ankyrin repeat protein RF_0381
Exons: 1
Molecular function (GO): protein binding
Source: RefSeq, a predicted model, not a curated record
CAAGCUAACAGUAAUGGUAAGCUACCAAUUCAUUAUGCUGCUGAAUCAGGUGAUAUUUUACUACUGGAAUUAUAUGUGAAGGAUUACAAGUGUAGUCUGAGCCUAACAAAUAAAGAUGGCCGGAAUGUUACUCAUUUUUCAUCAUUAGAAGGUCACUAUCACUUUAUUAAGCAUAUCACCAGUCAGUAUCCUAAAUACAUUAGUUUACUACACUCUACUGACAAUGAGGGUAGGAUACCAUUGCUUUGUGCCUGUGAGAGUGGUAAUAUUCAAUUGGUCACAUUUCUAAUAAAUGAUAUAAAAUGUGAUGUCAAUGCUAAGAAUACACGUGACAGUACAUGUAUCACUUUUGCCUGUUUAUCAGGUAAUCUUGAUCUAGUACAAUUACUAAUACAACAGUAUAAGCUUGAGCCUAUCAAUAUUGAUAAAUAUGGUAUAACAGCAUUACAUACAGCAGCAGGCUAUGGUCAUACUCAUAUACUGGAAUGGUACAGUCAGGAGUAUAGUGUUGAUAUUACUAAUCACACUAGCAAUAACAAGUACACACUAGCUCAUUAUGCUGCUUAUAAAGGUAAGCUACAUUGUCUACAGGAACUGAUCAACAAGUAUCAGUGCGAUGUUAAUGCCACUACUACUGAUACUGGUAGUACAGUUCUUCAUAAAGCAUGUGAAAGAGGUCAUGUUCCUGUUGUACUUUAUCUCACUAGUCUUCCUCAGUGUAAUGUAGCAGCUAAGACUUCUAAUGGAUCAACAGUUCUUCACAUUACCUGUGGGCACAGUGACUCUCUUCCUAUACUCAAACAUCUGGUAGAGAAUCAUGAGUUAGAUCUGUGUGCUGUGAAUGAUGAGGGAAUGGCUCCUAUUCACUUAGCAUGUAGUAAGGGAAGAUUGAACUUGAUCCAGUACAUUAUAGAACACAUACCAUCAUCACUUGAACUACCUGUCACAGGAUAUGGUCAUACUCCAUUCCUUAUUGCAGUGUACUUUAAUCGGUUGGAAGUUAUUAAAUAUCUUAUUAGUAAGAAGUGUAAUCUAUCAGCUACUGAUAAUGAAGGGUCUGGAGCAGUUCACAUAUCAGUAGAGAGGGGUCACUUGAAUGUAUUGAAGUAUCUCAUUGAUAAUAAUUAUUGUAAUCCUAAUGCAACCAAUCAUCAAGAC